AUGAACAGUUCUCACACUACAAAGUCCUGUGUGCUCAUCCUGCUUGUGGCCCUACUGUGUGCAGAAAGAGCUCAGGGGAUGGAGUGCUACAGUUGCAUGGGGGUACCACUUGAGGCUUCCUGCCCAUCAGUUAACUGCUCUGACCCCAGUGCUUUCUGUGUUGCUCAGGAGAUAGAAGUUACUUUGGGCUCUCACAAAAGCAAACUGAAGAACAAUCUCUGCCUGUCCAUUUGCCCUGCUAAUCUUGAAAAUACUGAGAUCCUGGGUAUUAUUGCCAAUGUGAAGACUUUCUGUUGCAAAAAAGACCUCUGCAAUGCAGCAGUUCCCACUGUUCCCACAGGAGGCAGCACCUGGUCCAUGGCAGGGGUGCUUCUGUUCAGCCUGGGCUCAGUCCUCCUGUAG
This is a messenger RNA of Arvicanthis niloticus (Nile rat), 402 nucleotides long. Its product is annotated as lymphocyte antigen 6A-2/6E-1-like. Gene Ontology annotation, biological process: acetylcholine receptor signaling pathway. Gene Ontology annotation, cellular component: plasma membrane. The record is from RefSeq and is a predicted model, not a curated record. Gene Ontology annotation, molecular function: acetylcholine receptor inhibitor activity; acetylcholine receptor binding. Lineage: Eukaryota; Metazoa; Chordata; Mammalia; Rodentia; Muridae.